Eutrema salsugineum is the source of this 1230-nucleotide messenger RNA. RefSeq names its product F-box/kelch-repeat protein At3g16740. Gene Ontology annotation, molecular function: protein binding. NCBI's taxonomy places the organism in Eukaryota, Viridiplantae, Streptophyta, Magnoliopsida, Brassicales, Brassicaceae. The record is from RefSeq and is a predicted model, not a curated record. The transcript has a single exon. Bases 1 to 1230 code for a protein of 409 amino acids.
AUGGCGGAUUCAACGAUGGCGAUAUCCGAUCUUCCACGGGAUACGUUAGAGGAUGUGCUUUCUAGGGUGCCGUUGAAAUCUCUGAGAUCAUUGCGAUUGACUAGCAAAAAGUUGAACACUUUAUUGAAAGAUGAGAGAUUUACAAAGAAGUACGUCACUGAUCAAGCAAAAGCGGCAGCGGAGAAGGAUGAGUUUCUGGCGAUCAUGGUUAUGGAUUUUAGGGUUCAUUUAACGAGCGUCAAUAUCGACGACAGUGGUUGUACAUGUAUAAAUCGACAAGCUGAACUCAUUAGCCCAAACAAUGCAAACCCACGAGUCGAUAUAUCUAGAGUUUUUCACUGCGAGGGUUUAUUGCUAUGCGUCACCAAAGGCAUCAAGUCGAAGCUUGUGGUUUGGGACCCUUAUAGUGGUCAAACAAGGUGGAUCGACCAACCCAGAAGAACUUCUUACCACAAUUAUGUCCUGCAUGCUCUCGGGUACGAGACGGAGAAAAAGGACAAGUCUUUUUGUUGCCACAAAAUCUUGAGAUUUCUGGAUGUUUACGACCUUAACAAAAGGAGACGAGUCCGUGAGUUUGAGAUUUACAAUUUCAAGACUAGUUCAUGGAAGGUUCUUCGUGUCCCUAACAACUUCUAUGUAGAUUCCAAUCGGCGCGGCGUAACUCUCAAGGGCAACACUUACUGGUGUGGUCAUCUCAACACAUUUGUACCAGAUUGGCGUCAUAUCUUGAUCUGUUUUGAUUUUACAAGAGAGAGAUUUGGACCGCAUAUGCAUCUGCCUUUUCAAGCUGAUCGUCGAGAUACUUUGGCUGUCUCUAGUGGCAGAGAAGAACAGCUUGCGGUGUUACUACACCGGAGGGAAGCAUCGAGGCUGGAGAUUUGGGUUACCUCUAAGAUUGAACCUGAAGACGUGUCGUGGAACAAGUUGUUCUUAGAGAUGGAUACGGCAUCACUCACUGGUUUUCAGUUUCCUUACAACACUGCGAGUUUCUUCAUCGACCAGAAGAGAAGCGUUGCGGUGGUUUUUGAUGAAGACAACCUUGCGCAUAAGCAUACCUCUCGCUACAUAGCUCACGUCAUUGGAAAGAAUGGAUGCGUCCAAAAACUGGAUCUUGGCGAAUGUACAGAAAGUUUCUGCUGGCUAUUUGCUUGCUCUUAUGUUCCAAGCUUAGUGCAAAAGGAGCAACCUGUACGACGAAGCAAAAGGAAAAGGAACCAGCUUGUUCAUUAA